ACUGAAUAAAUAAUAAAUACUUUAUAUAUCUAUAUUAUGAUCGAUUUAUGUAUGUAUAUAUUUAUAGUAUAGUGCUCAAGGUGGCAAGGUGAUGAUAGCGUAAACGUAUCUUCUCGUCGAAUUACGGAGCCUUUCGUACACGUAGAACGGUCAUAACUCAUAACUCAUAACUCAUAGAUAGAGGGCACUUUUCGUGUGACUUGUGACUGCACAAUAUUAAUAUUGUAUAUUAAUAUAUUAUAUAUAUAAUAUAUUUACAAUAAUAUAAUUGAAAAAAUAAAAAUGAAAUGCUACCUUCUAAUGCAUUGGAUGCCAUCAGGUGUUGUGACCCAAUCACAUUCCCUAAUAUAUUUAUGUUAUUAAAAAUUUUGUGCUGUCUCCCUGUUUCUACUUCAACACCAGAAAGGUCUUUUUCUGGCUUAAAAAGAAUAAAAACCUACCUCAGAAGCAGUAUGAAAGAGGAUCGUCUCAAUGGUUUAGUGUUACUGAGUUAUUAUAGGAAUGUUGUUAUCACGCCAGAUGAAGUAUUAAAUGAAAUGGCAAAGAAGCCGAGAAAAAUUGACUUAGUGUUAUAAUGAAAAUAUAAUAUUUUAUUCUCACUAUUUUGAUGUUUUACUCAAUGUAAUUUCCUAUAGUAAUAUCCUCUAUAAAAUUUCUAUCUAUGGAACUGAACCCUCCCCAUAGAAAAUUCUUAGCUACGGCCCUGGUAUAGUGUCAUAGUGAC
Messenger RNA from Myzus persicae (green peach aphid), 724 nucleotides. Its product is annotated as 52 kDa repressor of the inhibitor of the protein kinase-like. The transcript is spliced from 2 exons. NCBI's taxonomy places the organism in Eukaryota, Metazoa, Arthropoda, Insecta, Hemiptera, Aphididae. Gene Ontology annotation, molecular function: protein dimerization activity. The record is from RefSeq and is a predicted model, not a curated record. Bases 288 to 575 code for a protein of 95 amino acids.